Messenger RNA from Paramormyrops kingsleyae, 3764 nucleotides. The record is from RefSeq and is a predicted model, not a curated record. Lineage: Eukaryota; Metazoa; Chordata; Actinopteri; Osteoglossiformes; Mormyridae.
CAAACAAGCUUGAUGGGCAGAUUGGCCUCCUCUCUUUUGUAAACUUCUUAUGUUAUUAUCGAGAAGUCAUUAUUCAAUCUUCAUUCUCUUUUCAAGCAAUUCAUUAUAAAGUCAUCAUUUAUCAUUUGCAUUUGGGUAGAAAUAAAGAAGUUUAAUGUAGAACCGUAUUGAAGGUUACUCUAAAUAACUGACAACAAAAUUUAAUUGACAUUAAGUUAAAUUAAAGCCAGGAUAAAGUUUAAUAUUCAAAAUGUUCAAAUAAAAUUUUGUCACAAUUCAAUAUCAAGUUUGCAGAUUUUCUUAAGAACUUCAGACCUACAUAAUAAAAUCUAUUGAUAUUACUAACUGUUGACCUCAUUAAUACAAUUAACCAAUUAAUGCAUUUUCCUGUCACUGAUUGUAUAAAGAGCAUUCAUUGUCUGAAGAGAGUGAAUCAGUUAAAGGUUAAAGUGGAGAAGAGCUUAAUGAUUGUUCAUACAGCUCAGCACGUGGGGUUGGAGAUUCACAAGGUAAACAGCACAUUAAAAAGUUAACAGUUAAGUAGCAUAAUUUUAAAGCCCUAUUCUUUUAAAUACAUUUUUGUGUGAAAUCGGCUUUUGGAAAUGCACCAGUCCGAAAUGUGUUUUUAUUAGUUGCAAGUUAGUGGUUUUUAUUACCUUGUUCUACAUUUUUGUUGAUUACAUUGGAUGGAUGGAGGGAGGGACGGAUGGACAUUUCUCUUUUUUUUAUGAGAAAGAAGACUUCAAGCCAUGAAGUUGCAGAAAUUUGUAAUGAACACUUCAUCAAAAUGUCAAAAACUAAUUUCAGUAAGAGUGAAAUGUCACAAACACUGCUGAAGUUCCCAACAAAUUGAGGUCACAGAAUAACCAGGACAUGGCCUCCUGAUUGGCUAAACUGAGCACACCCACCAAAUAAUUAAAAUAUAAUCCCCAUAGCACAGACUCAGCAUCACACUGGACUUUGAGGUAGGAUCGUUGAUCCCAGGAAGUCCUUAACAUGUGAAGGCUAAACACUCUCUGCUGUAACUCCGGAUGAAGGACUGUAUCAUGGUAUUCAUCUCAGUGCAAUUGUUCUGCAUUCAGUAGAAAGAGAAAUUAAUUUUAAGUCUGGGGUGAGUUCAGGACUAACAGACAAAUCCUUUACACUAAAAUAUCCAAUGGCUCCUUUCACCCACAUACUGACCUGCCUGUUCGGCACAGGCUCCUGGGUGUCCAUCAGUGGAAUGUGGGUGGAGCUCCCUCUCAUUGUCCCUGAAAUCCCAGAGGGCUGGUAUUUGCCCUCUUACCUCUCUGUCAUCAUCCAAAUGGCUAAUAUCGGCCCCCUGUUUGUCACCCUCAUGCACCGCUUCCGCCCAGGCUGGCUGAAUGAGGUGGCAGCCAUUUUGUUCAUCAUCAGCCUAGGGACCAUGGCCAGCUUCCUCCUGGCUUUCUUCUGGAAGGAGACCCUUGUGAUCGGGGGGGUCCGUCACAGUGUGACCCUCUUGGUUCUCACCUUCUUCCUUGCCUUGGUUGACUGUACAUCCUCAGUCACCUUCCUGCCGUACAUGAUGCGACUGAAACCACAGUAUCUCACCAGCUACUUUAUCGGAGAGGGCCUCAGCGGAUUCAUCCCAGCUGUGGUGGCACUGAUCCAAGGAGUAGGUGUGGUCCAGUGUCACAAUCAGACUCUAACGACCAAUGGGACACUGGGAAAUGCCACACUGGGCUAUGAGCUCAAGGCCUACUACCAGCCAGCCAACUUCUCCACUCAAACUUUCUUCCUCUUCCUGAGCACCAUGAUGGCGAUAAGCCUUCUGGCCUUUCUAUUCCUGAACAUACAUCUUGCUGUGGGGCGCCAACGCAACUCUGGCUGGUACCAUGACAGGGAUCUGGGAGUGGACAAGGGCGGCCUGGCACUUAGGCAUCAAGAGCAGUCGGAGGAAAGACCCAUGAUCCGGCCUUUACGUAACCUCAAGAGAAACGCUUGCAGCUCCUUUGGAACUGGGACCUACAUGUGGAUUGAAGUGCUCUUCAUUUUCUCCAUGCUGGCCUGGGUUAAUGCUGUGACUAAUACUGUGCUACCCUCAGUCCAGUCAUAUGCAUGCCUGCCCUAUGGGAAUAAUGCCUACCACCUCUCCGUCACCAUGGCAGCACUGGCUAACCCCCUGGCCUGUUUAAUUGCCAUGUUUUUCCCCAUAAGGUCUUUGCUGCUGAUGGGCACUCUCACUGUCAUUGGCACUGGGAUUGGGGCGUACAUCAUGGGUAUGGCGGUGCUGAGCCCUUGUCCGCUGCUGGUCCAUGAAAGUUCCGGAGCUGUUCUUAUUUUGGAGCCUUACAUGGAUGAAAGGUUCAUUUCCCGUGCUUUCGCCACUAUCGGAGAGCAGGUAGUUGGAGUGAGAGUCAUUCGCAACAAGAUUUCUGGGGACCCCCUAGGCUACUGUUUUGUAGAACUGAGAGACAAAGCUACAGCAGAAAGAUGUCUCCGGAAAGUCAAUGGCAAACCGCUUCCAGGAGCCACACCGCCCAAACGGUUCAAGUUAAGUCGAGCCAACUAUGGGAAACAAGGAGACAGCAGCCAGUCGUUCUCUCUUUUUAUUGGUGACCUGUCUACUGAGGUAGACGACGGAAUGUUGUACGACUUCUUCCUCAGCCGUUACCCCUCCUGCCAAGGAGCUAAGGUGCUGUUGGAUACCUUGGGUAACUCCAGGGGCUGUGGGUUUGUGCAGUUCCCCAAUCAAUGUGACCAGAAGAGAGCACUUCUAGAGUGCCAGGGGACCAGGGGGCUGGGGACCAGGCCGUUGAGGCUAAGUGUGGCUACAAAUAAGAUAAGCAAAACUAGUUCAUCAGACAAACCCUGCCAGACUUACACUUAUACCUGCAAUGAUGACUACAACUACAGCAAUACUCUCCAGCAGUACCAGCAGCCUUACUCUAAUUACUAUUCAGACUGGGCCUACAGCCACGCUGUAGAUAACUAUAGCUACAGCUAUGGGCAGACUGACUACACACAGAACUCCUCACAGACAUUUGAAGAGAUGGUAGAUGAAGAUCUGGAGGACCCCUGCGCUGAGCUGGAUGUGGCAGAGGCCAACCGACGGUUCAUGGAAGAGAGUGAGGAGCUGUAUGAUGCCCUAAUGGAUUGUCGCUGGCAGCUGGAUGACCAGGAAUAUAACUGUAUGACCUCCUACAGUACAUUGGAAUGGAUCCACACACUAGAUGUGUAACUCUUAGCUGGGAUACCUGAUAUAGUUGAAGGAAUUUAUGGUAUGCAGACUUUUCUGUGGGGAUACUUUGAGGUCUGCAAUUUGUUACUACCCUCCUAUCUGUGACAGAAGACAGCUUAAACUAUUUUUUCAUUAAUGGUGCAGUUACAGGUGUGCUCAUAGAAUCAUUUAAUGUAGGAGUGCUGUAUAGAAUUUUUGGAACCUUUUUUUAGUUUGCCAAUGGAUGUCAAGAAGAGUAAAGACAACUUUUUUUUUGGGGGGGGUGGGUUGGUGGGUUAACUGUGAGGGUAGUAUUCACUGUCUUCCAGGGCAUUGAGAGGAUGGGAUAUAUGAAUGACAUAGUCAUCAUCUCACACUCUAAUGCCAAACUCACAUUCACAUGACUGUGUGAGGUGCUCACUGCUGAGCUACACAGUGUGAUGCUGUACAGAAAGGGCCAGAUGUGUCUCGAGUUCUGAUUGGACAGCAUCUGUCUUCUUUCGGAGUGAUUUGCUUUCUAAUUUUUCCAUUUAUUUAUUUUUGCAAGUUCAGUAGACUCCUAAUAAACUCCCAAUUUCACUUA